Hippocampus comes (tiger tail seahorse) is the source of this 1825-nucleotide messenger RNA. RefSeq names its product golgin subfamily A member 7. Gene Ontology annotation, cellular component: palmitoyltransferase complex; Golgi stack. Bases 90 to 521 code for a protein of 143 amino acids. The transcript is spliced from 6 exons. NCBI's taxonomy places the organism in Eukaryota, Metazoa, Chordata, Actinopteri, Syngnathiformes, Syngnathidae. Gene Ontology annotation, biological process: Golgi to plasma membrane protein transport; peptidyl-L-cysteine S-palmitoylation; protein targeting to membrane. The record is from RefSeq and is a predicted model, not a curated record.
GUUGCAAAGGUUCCCACACGGAAAACUGUAUCGGGUGAACGCACCACGGCACAGCUAACAGUAGAUAAAUAAAAAAACCGAGUGAUAAUAUGGCAGAGACUCAUAGUUUGCAUCCCAUUAGGCAACAGGCUGCAAUUGCUGCCAAAGUCUUCAUACAGAGGGAUUAUACUAAUGGCACUGUGUGCCAAUUUCAAACCAAGUUUCCUUCUGAGCUGGAAACCAGGAUUGACAAACAGCAGUUUGAAGAGACGGUGCGGAUGUUAAAUAACCUCUAUGCUGAGGCAGAGAAACUUGGAAGCCACUCAUAUAUUGAAGGUUGCCUGGCCUGCCUGACAGCUUAUACCGUGUUCUUGUGUAUGGAGACACAUUAUGAGAAGGUUUUAAAAAAGAUCGCCAAGUAUGUGCAGGAGCAGAACGACAAAGUGUACGCCCCCAGAGGUCUCUUGCUCACCGAUCCCAUCGAGAGAGGCCUUCGAGUUAUUGAGGUCACUAUCUUUGAAGAGAGAAGCCUGACUAGAUAAAAGUUUUCAAGGAUUUGCCUUCUGGGUGAAGCUUCUGCGUCAACUGCGACAACUCCCGCUUCCUCCCCAUCCAAAAGGACCUUGCACACCUGUACUCUCCUGCGUCUCAACAAUCGAUUCUAUCAGUCACACGCAGGCCAGUACUCUCGAUACUUUGCUCUUGUUUAGCAGUAAACGCCACUCAACAGCCUGGCUCACGAAUCUUGUCGUGAAACAGCGUUCCCCAAUUUGCACAAGAUCUUUUCAAUUAUCUUUUGUUUGCUUUUGGCUAGAGUUGUGCAAUUAUGACUCCUAUUUGAAGAAUGAAUCCAAAACCAACAUGCAACGUGACUUUUUUUUUUGUUUUUUUUUUUUUUUUGAUGACACUGAAAGUCUGUUCUCCAUUUCGUUUUGCUCCACAUUUUUAUGGUUACGUUUUGUAAUCUCUCCAAGGGUAACUGACAUGCUGAUUGUUGACAGACUCAGACAUUCCAGUCGCACUGCUAUAUUUUAUAAUCCUAAUAUUUUCUUUUUUUUUUUUGUUUUUAUUGCCUUGAUUAAUAAGUUGUAGCUCCCUGAACACGCAGUGCUUGCGCUCCGUGCAUGAAAUGCUCAAAUUAUUUGUAUACUGUGCCUUGCAGAGCGUUUGGCGACGGUGUCUAAUAAGAGUCAUUUGCUUAGUGUGAAUUUUUGUCGUCUGAAAUGUCAAAAGUGUGUGAUGACAGUGCCUGUUUUGUUGUUGCUGUUGUUAUUUUUAUUAUUAUCAUUAUUGGGUUAGGUUAGUCCUUAACCAGACCUAAAUUAUUAUCGUUAUUUUGUUUCCCCCCUGCCCCAAACUAUCCAACGAUGAUUUCAAUCUCUGCCUUUUUUUUUUUUUUUUGAUGAUGACAAGCACCAAAAAGCCAAGCAUCGAGCUUCCCGCUGAGGUGAAUAUACAUACAGUGCUUGAUAAAUGUAUUAGAUCAGGUUUCUGUCACACCUACCCUAAAUUAACAUUGAGAUUCCCGAAAAUCUUUUUUCCGUUUUCAUAAUGCUUCAUAUAUUAUAGAUGUUCUAUUAUUAUUAUUAUUAUAAUUAUUACUGUAUGUGAAAUGAUUGUUUAACCAAAGUGGUAUUUCCAGUGCUAAAAAAACGACAUGUAACAUAUUAUUUUGCAUUUAAAACAAUUGUGAAAAAAAAUCGCAAAGCUCAUUUUUAUGUAUUGCUGAAGAUUACAGUUAUUGAUUUGCAUUUCGGAACAGAAAAACAUCGUUGAAGGGUCGAAUGUCAUGCUUGAUUGAUUUUUGAUUUCCUUGAAAAGCCAAGUGAGCUGGCACAAAUAUUGG